This is a messenger RNA of Falco peregrinus (peregrine falcon), 2620 nucleotides long. RefSeq names its product MARVEL domain containing 1 (gene MARVELD1). The coding region runs from base 121 to 648 and encodes 175 amino acids. The transcript has a single exon. Gene Ontology annotation, cellular component: membrane. Lineage: Eukaryota; Metazoa; Chordata; Aves; Falconiformes; Falconidae. The record is from RefSeq and is a predicted model, not a curated record.
GAGAGGCCCCGCGCGGGGAGGACCGUUAGGCGCCAGAUGUUUGGCAGCGGCCGGGGGAGGAAGUCGCUGCCGGGGCCCUGAGUCCCGCCCGAGCCGCGCCGGAGCACGCAGGGCCCCGCCAUGGCCCGCACGGCUCCCCCGGCAGUGCCACCGCCCCCGGGGCCGCCGGCCCGCGGCUCCCUCAGUCUGCACCGUGCCUACCUGCGGAGCCCGCUGGGCCUGCUGCGCCUGGGGCAGCUGGCGCUGGGCGCUGCCUUCUGGGUGACGGUGGCGGCUCACAAGUACGAAGGAGCGGCCCACUUCGCCCUCUUCGCUGCCGUGCUGGUCUGGCUUCUCACCCUGGCCCUCUUCGGGCUGAGCCUGCUGGGGCGCUGGGCGCUGGUGCCCUGGCUGGGCUCCCGCUGGCUCCUCACCAACCUGGUGCACGACCUGGCGCUGGGCGUGGGGCUCUACGCAGCUGCCACUGGCAUCAUGGGCUACAAGGCUGGGCAGAGAAGCUAUUGCAACCUGCCGGGCUACAGCCAGCACUGCCUCUACGGCGCCUACCUGAGCGCCUCCGUCUGCGGGGGCAUCGCCGCCUGCCUGUACCUUUUCUCGGGGCUCUACUGCCUUUCACGGCGCUGCCAGGACCAGCGUGACAUCAUCUGAGACUCCAUGGCGCUCGGCUCCCCUUCUUCUCACCCGCGGACAGAGCGCAGCCCCCCUUCGGGACAAAGUGACCCUGCAGCCCCAUCCCCUCCCGGCUGAACGCACCGCGCUUCCUCCAGGGACUCCUGCGCAGAUGGACGAAUGGACAGAGGCCUUCCCCGAGCAUGGCUUCCUCUGCAUCCCGCCCAGACAGUGUGGACACCCAGCUGCUGCACAGGCCCCUCUCCCAGCCCUGGACAGACGUAGGUUAUUGCAAGUGGAAGGACCCCAGCGGAGAGCCCUUCAGAGGGACCCCGAACUCUGGGAGGCCCCUAGGGCCCGUGCCCAACUUCCCUGCCCCCAGCCUUGCAGAUGCUGCAUGCUCAGGUGGGUGCCAGCCUGUCCCUGGGGCGGAGGUGGACUGGCCUGGGGGAGCUGAGCUAGGGGCAGUGGCAAGUAGUGAGGCUGGGUGGGCGUAAACACGCCACCCCCCCCCCAACCCUCUGGCAGCCCCUUCCUGCCAUUCCCAGCUGCGCUGUGCCUCCACAGUUCCCUAAGGGAGGCUCUGAUCUCCGCUUCCCCAGCCCGGGCCCCUCCUCCUGUCUGGCCUGAACAUGUCUGCCGUCUUGCCAGAGCCCCGCGGGGCUCAGCCCCUCCCUGCCCCGCACUCUGGGGAUGUGGAGACACCCAGGUCCUGCACAGCCUGGCACGGCAUCCCCCCGGCCCGCCGGGCACGCUGUCCUGUUUGGGGACUAAGCCUGUGCAGGGCAGCAAGGCCUCCAUCACUGCAGGGCGAGGGGAGGGGCGAGCCGGGGCAUAGCCUGGUCCUGUGACCCUGGGCAGGGGGUGAAUUCCUCCAGCCCUGAGGUUCAUACUGCCCCGGGACAGGGCAGGUGCCCCUGGGGUUGAAGGAGCGGGGCACCGGCUUGUUCUCUCCCGUUGCCCUCCUGCAGCGAGGUUCAUGGCUCUGAGCCACUCGGAGCCACCGAGCCUGCCCUGCGGCCUGGCUGCUGUGACAGGGGCAGGCACGACCUUGCUGGUGGUGCUGGAAACUGCUCUGCAGCCCUGCCUGGCUUUGCAGCCCUUGGUUUAUCAUCCCAGAAAACUCUCAUGUCGGGACUCUCUGGCUCCAUCUCGGGGCCCUGCGCUGCCUGGAGACCAUGGUGAGGUGGAGGGCAAGGGUGAGCAUAGCAGCAUGGCAGUACUGGGUGGCUGCUGGCACCGUGUCAGCAGGGGAGCUGGGGCCAGGCAUUGCAGGGACACAGCCUGUCUUGGGGAACAGGAGAAGAGGACACCAGCAACGGGGCCAAUCCCACGCUGGAUCAGCCUCCACAGCCUGCCAGGUGCCAAGCCCUGAGGACGCUGUGUAGGGCUGACGGGAGCAAUGGGCAGCCAGAGACUGGGAAUUUUUGGAGGAGCACCACACUGGGGCUGCCCUGACACAAGACCUCCUCGCUUUGCCUAGAGGCAGGUCCUCUCCAUCGCUCCUGGUUCAAGGGAGGGUCUGUCCCAAUCUCUGCGUGGGCUUGGACUGGUAGGAUGGGUGUCCCCAGCAGCUGGCUGCGGGCUCUGGCUGUUGCCUGGGGUUCCCUGGUGCCUUUUUUUGAGGUGGAAAUCAGCAGCCAUGAUCCCCUUGGAGCUUGGAGGGGUCUGGAGUUGGCACUGGGUCACCGCUUCCAUCACGAGGUGCUGCCCCAGCUGAUCCCUCCUCAUGCUCGGGGGCCCUGCCAGCCCCCAGGCCACCUACCCCUUCUCUGGGCAGGAUGUGCUGUCUCUAUCUGUGUCAGGGCUGGUCCCUGAUACUGCCUGCCCAUACCUGCUCCAGUGCAGCCCCUGGCCCAGGCUGCCCAAAAUGCCCAGCGGGGCUCCUGCCACCACAAGUGCCUUUUCUUGGCUUUCUGCAGCCCUGCCUGUCACACUGGCUCUGUCCCCCUCCAGACCUCCCUCUGGUGCCUAUGGAAUCACUUUCCAAAUAAAGCAACGUUGGCGCUUA